AACACCGUUGUCAUUUAGACUAGGGAAACAUUGUCAGUAACACCGCCCAUCAUAUAUUACGAACAUAAUGCUGUUUAUGUGAAUGUUUCAUAUGUAGUGAUUACUCUUAUAAAAUCAUAUAAGCACUGUCCCUCCAAAUCGAUGAACCAUAAUAGAUUAUUUUCACAUUUCUCAGUUUGUUAAGAAUUCCUCGAAAAUCAAUAUGGAUGACGUUAAUCACUUGGACACUUUAAACACAACAGAUUCAGUUACACAGACACACAGCGAUGGGAAGACUUUACGUAGUGAAACAUUUACUAAACAAACAUCAUUACACGGAAAUGUUAGUGAAUAUAGUUGUGAGAUAUGUAGGAAAACAUUCUCCUCGGAACAAGAAGUCUUCGCACACAAAGAAAUACACAAUAAGGAAAAGCCAUACCAAUGUGAAAUAUGUGGAAAAUAUUUUGUCAAUAACAGUUGUUUGACGAGGCAUAAAAGACUACAUACUGGGGAAAAACCUUACUAUUGUGAAAUAUGUGGGGAAUCUUUUAUUCAGAAUUCGUGUCUUGUUGCCCACAAACGUAGUCAUACUGGAGAAAAUCCGUUUCAGUGUGAAAUAUGCGGGAAAUCUUUUCUGGAUAAUAGUAAAUUAACAACACAUAAACGAAUUCACACGGGAGAGAAACCGUUUCGCUGUGACGUGUGUGGAAAAUCUUUCACUCAGAAUUCUCAUCUUGUGGUUCAUAAAAUAAUUCACACGGGGGAAAAACUCUAUCAGUGUGAAAUAUGCGGGAAGUCAUUUGUGUCUAACAGUAACUUGACAAUGCACAAAAUAAUACACUCGGGGGAAAAACCGUUCCACUGUGAAAUCUGUGGGGCAUCUUUCACUCAGAAUUCUCAUCUUGUUAUUCACAUACGUAGUCAUACCGGCGAGAAGCUGUUUCACUGUGAAAUCUGUGGGAAAUCAUUUAUAAAUAACAAUCACUUAAAAAGGCAUAAACGAAUACAUACAGGUGAAAAACCUUACCCCUGUGAAAUCUGCGGAAAAUCCUUUGUUGAUAAUAGCGAUUUAACAAAACACAAACGAAUUCACACGGGAGAAAAACCGUUCAGUUGUGAAAUAUGCAGGAAAUCCUUCACUAAUAAUUCGAAACUUGUUAUCCACAAACGUAGUCAUACUGGGGAAAAGCCUUUCCGCUGUGAAAUAUGCGGGAAAUCUUUCAUUGAAAAUUUUAAGCUUACAAUCCACAAACGUAGCCACACUGGGGAAAAACCCUACCACUGUAAAAUGUGUGAGAAAUCUUUUGUAUCUAAUGAUUACUUAAAAAGGCACGAACAGAUGCACAUUGGUAGGAAAACUUUAAAUUGAGAAACAUGAGAAUGUUUUCUCUUGUAAGUGUUAAAACUCAAAGUUUACAAACAUUCAGCAUCUAUCUAUCUAUCUAUCAUGGUGAAUGAAUAUGUCGGAAUUCAUUCUCUUUGAAUUCUCAUAUUGCUGCCUACAAUUUUGUUAUCGCUUGAGAAAAACUUUUGGCGAUCCUUCGGUAUAUGUUCCGUAAGUACUGGAAGUGGCUUUGUUUACAUUUCUGAAGAUAACAGAAACCCUUUCCUCUCACCCCUAACCCCCCAUAUAUAUAUAUAUAUAUAUAUAUAAAACACUUUCUUGAAAUGUAUCCGGUACUUCCGGGUAGUAUACCGAAGUUACGCCGAUAUAUGUUUAUUAUAAAACACAUCUCGAUUUGAAGAGGUAGUUUGCCUAAGGAACGAAUUAUUUUCGGCGGUUUUGGUAGUUAGGUUCACUCAAAAUAUAUAAAAAAACCAUAGCAAAAACAAAUUUCAUCUUCAAAGCAAGACAGGUGUUUUAGUAAAAAUUUACCGAAAAAAAAAAUAAUAAGUACAGCAAUUUAAAAUAUGUAGGGAAUCAUUCAGUGUUAAAUAAUUUUACACUUGUAAUCUACUGCUGAAUACAAACACAAACACAUUUUCAGUAGAAAUUGUAUUAAAAUUAUUUGCUGGAACUCAAUCUUUGAGUUCUAGUCUUGUAAUCCACAGCUAUAUAACUAGAGCUUCUUACAGAAACACAAUCUCAUUAAUCACGACUGGAAAACAGGGGUAAUGCCUUGUAAAUGUGAAAUUUGUGGAGAAUUAGUCUCUCCAAAAGCCUUGUCAUACGUGAAUAUAUACAGAAGGAAAAUAUUGAGAACAUUUUCUAUGAAUAGAGGUAAAGAAGACAACUUAAGAAAUAUUUUUGAUAUAAAAUUGUGACAAAAUUUACACAUUAAUAUGUUUAUUAAAAUCUGAUAAUUAUAA
Messenger RNA from Octopus sinensis (East Asian common octopus), 2289 nucleotides. RefSeq names its product zinc finger protein 239-like. The record is from RefSeq and is a predicted model, not a curated record. The transcript has a single exon. NCBI's taxonomy places the organism in Eukaryota, Metazoa, Mollusca, Cephalopoda, Octopoda, Octopodidae. Gene Ontology annotation, biological process: regulation of transcription by RNA polymerase II. The coding region runs from base 203 to 1348 and encodes 381 amino acids. Gene Ontology annotation, molecular function: RNA polymerase II cis-regulatory region sequence-specific DNA binding; DNA-binding transcription factor activity, RNA polymerase II-specific.